Spathaspora passalidarum NRRL Y-27907 is the source of this 2416-nucleotide messenger RNA. RefSeq lists its product as uncharacterized. The coding region runs from base 39 to 1322 and encodes 427 amino acids. Gene Ontology annotation, molecular function: D-mannose binding. NCBI's taxonomy places the organism in Eukaryota, Fungi, Ascomycota, Pichiomycetes, Serinales, Debaryomycetaceae. Gene Ontology annotation, cellular component: endoplasmic reticulum membrane; endoplasmic reticulum-Golgi intermediate compartment; Golgi membrane. Gene Ontology annotation, biological process: endoplasmic reticulum organization; endoplasmic reticulum to Golgi vesicle-mediated transport; Golgi organization. The record is from RefSeq and is a predicted model, not a curated record. The transcript has a single exon.
AAAACCAAUUCACUAAUACCAGAAGUAGCAGAAUAGUCAUGUCGGUAUUUGGUUCAAUCAGGCGAUCAAGACCGCUUCAGGCCUUACUUUCCCUCCUUGCAUUGGUACUUGUAUAUCUUAUGUUCUUCUCCCCUUGGAGUGGCAGUGACACAUAUACGCCGGAAGAGAUCAAUAAUCUUUUACAAAACAAGGAAUCGCAUAUUGUCAGUUUGAAAAAGGUGGAGCUUACUGCCCAGGAGUUGAAACAGCCAUACCUCGAUAGUUCCCAUUUCAAGACUAAGAACUGGAACUUAAAGGGAAGCACCAUGGUUAAGAACAACGAGUACAUCAGGUUGACAUCUACCAAUCCGCAUUUGGCCAGCAACAUGUUUGCCCAGAAACCGAUCACGGCAGAAUCAUUUGAAAUGGAGUUAACAUUUCACAUUCACAACAAACAGGCUACCCGUGGGUUAGUCGGGGAUGGGUUAGCUGUAUGGUUUCUUGAUAAGCCUUCGGAAAUCGGGAAUGUAUUUGGGAUCGAAAAUCAAUUUAAUGGGUUGGGGGUUAUGAUGGAUACGUACAAAAAUGGAAAACGUGGACAGUUCCCCUAUGUCAAUUUAAUGUUGGGUGAUGGUCAUACCAAGUACAACAAGCAGACUGAUGGGUACGAAACGAGAUUGGCAGGAUGUGUCGCCAAGAAUCUCUUGAAUCCAGCUGCAGGGGAAACCAAAAUGAGACUUGUGUAUAUUAAGAACGGGUACUUGUCGAUUGAUUUCAAUUACUUUGGCAGACACGAAGAAUGGAUGAAUUGUGUUACAUUGACUGAUGUUCACUUGCCCAAGGUGAAAUACCUCGGAUUGUCUGCCAACACUGGUCAAUUGUUUGAAAAUGUCGAUAUUAUUGAAAAUAGAAUGUAUGCUCUUUUCAAGCCCGACGGAAGUUAUGUUCAGUCCAUUGACGAAUUGGAAGACUUGAUCAGAGCCCAACAAAGAUACGAAGAUGAUAUUGAUAAAGUUGCUGAUGUCAUUCACGAAGAACAAGAAGCCAGAACUGCCAAGGGUAAGAGAACCGACAAGAAGGAUUUGAAUAAGAAAAAGCGAAGAUCUUUACAAAGGUUGAAGAAUUCGGAAAGGAGGAUCAAGGAAAGGGAAAGACAAAUGAGGUUGGAAAAAUAUGGUGAUCCUGACGCUACGUUUGUGAGAAGAUGGACCAAACGUAUCUUGUCAGCCAUCAAAUUUAUCAUUUACGGACUAAUCUCCAUCGUCCUUAUUUGGUUUGCAUGGAUUAUUAUUCGAAUGCAAAGACAAAAGAGAAGAACAAAAACCACUGGGUUAUUAGAUUAAACAUAUACUCUAUUUAGGUUCAGCUUCUAUUCCUCUAUUGUCUGAACGAUUACUUGUAUUAAUAACACUCAUACAUUUCCAUUCACUCAAAUAGUUACUCUUCCAUAAUCGUAGUUUUCCAUCAUCACCAGCAGAAGAAAGUAUAGUACCAGUCAUAUUCCAAUUGACCCGCCAUACUUCCAGUUUAUGAUCACUUAAUUUCGCCAAGGUUUCAAUUUUCAAGUCCCCUUGUGGAGUUUCGGUGGCUUUGAAGAUACGAACAUAUCCGUCUUUACAACCAGUGGCUAUUAAAUGGUAGUUACGACCCAUGGAUGGGGCCCAACUAACUGAUCGUAUUAACCCAUUGUGUUCAGGCAAGUUUCCUAGUUUGAUAUACUUUGAUUCCGAUUCCUUAUUAGGUUCAUGGGACUGUGAUAGGGGCAGGUCACCAGAAUCAUCGAGUUUAUUUCGAUUGGGGGCCGUUCCAUAGAUAAACCCCUGGUCUAAUGCCACCACAAUAAACUUUUCCGUAGUGGUAAAUUUGGACGGACACCAUUCUAUGGCAAAACUGCUCUGAAGACUCUUUGCUGGUAACAGCAGGUUCAAAAUAGGGAUCUCAGUAGUCAAUGCCCACUGUGACAAAUCACUUGGCUCCAACGAUUCAUAAAUCCGAAAAAUCCCAUCGGACCCAACACAUCCCAAUUUCAAUCCCAAGUGGUUUGGAGCAAACACAACGUCGUAAAUCGGGGCAUAACUCUCAAUAGCCAAUGUUGCCAAUUUAGUCCAUCGUCUCCCCAGGCCAUGCAAUUCAUCCGGCUGUUCCUGCCAGAUCUUAACCGUACGAUCAAACGAACACGAUGCGAGGAUUUUAGAACUGGAAAAUUCAGGGUGGGCCCAUGAAACACGCACAAUCAGGGAAUCGUGGGCUUUCCACAGGUCAUUGAGGACCCACAGUGAUGUCGUCGAAUCCAAGUCAAACACUUUUAUAUGUUGGUCCGACAGCACCGUGGCAAUGUGUUUACCAUAGAAGUCGUAUUUUAUAUCAUGAAUUAACUCCUCGUGUCCGGUUAAGAAGGGUUUCAUUCUGUAGUCUGUUGUCUUUUGGGUAGAGGGUU